Molecule: messenger RNA, 2576 nt
Organism: Mytilus californianus (California mussel)
Lineage: Eukaryota; Metazoa; Mollusca; Bivalvia; Mytilida; Mytilidae
Product: gamma-secretase subunit Aph-1-like
Exons: 8
Coding region: 226-1014 (262 amino acids)
Biological process (GO): positive regulation of catalytic activity; Notch signaling pathway; protein processing
Cellular component (GO): gamma-secretase complex; endoplasmic reticulum; membrane
Molecular function (GO): protein-macromolecule adaptor activity
Source: RefSeq, a predicted model, not a curated record
GGAAGAAUAAAAAAAAAAUGAAUGAGAAUUUUAUUUGUACCUGUUAAAACGUACUGAAAGUCUGAAAGACUCGAAUUGCAAGACUUACUUUGUGCUGUUUAAAAAUUACAUAGAAAGGUGUAUAUUCAGUAGCCGAAAAACAACAUUCUAAGUAAUAAUAAAGAAGUUUUUUAGUGGGCAAGCUGUGUUUUACUUCGUACUGAAAUAAAAGUUCAACCCUCCAAGAUGACGAUGAUGGAAUUUUUUGGUUGUACCUUCAUAGCUUUUGGACCUCCUUUUGGAUUAUUUGUGUUCACAAUAAUGCAUGAUCCACUCAGAAUAAUUGUACUUAUUGCGAGUGGAUUUUUCUGGCUGCUGUCAUUAUUGUUAUCAUCAAUAUUAUGGUUUGCUGUUGUACCUUUAAGAGAAGAGUUAGCAUUUGGUCUUGUAUUCUCUGUGAUUUUCCAGGAAAUAUUUAGAUUUUUCUUCUAUAAAUUGUUGAGGAAAGCAGACGAAGGUUUACAGAAAGUUAAUCAGACAGAGGGACCAGAGCUUCAUGUUGCCCCUCGUGACAUUACAAACAAGCAUAUUAUGGCAUAUGUUUCAGGUUUUGGCUAUGGAAUAAUAUGUGGAGCAUUCUCUAUAAUCAAUGUUUUAGCAGAUAUGGUAGGACCUGGCACUAUUGGUAUCCAUGGAGACUCUAAGUACUUUUUUGUUGCAACAGCUUUUCUGACGCUGUGCUUUAUAUUUCUGCACAUAUUUUGGGGAGUUAUAUUUUUCAAUGCCUUGGACAAAAAGAAAUACUACAUGGUAGCCCUUGUAGUAGCUACACAUAUGCUGGUCUCAUGCUUGACGUUACUUAAUCAGAGAACAGUAAAUCGUGCAGAACCACUAUAUCUAGCCAGUAUUUUACCAGCAUAUUUUGUCAUGUUAGCCAUGGGUGUUAUAGCUUUCUUCACAGCAGGAGGAUCUCUAGAAAACAUAAAAUCUGCUAUCAGCUUUUGUAAAUCAUCAGCUAAAUAUGAAAUUGAAUAAUUUUUUUAUAUUGUAAUUUAUUGUAAUAUGAUAGCUAUUGUAAAUUAUUGUUGCCCAAGUGAGAUUGACUAGCUUUGUAUGAUCUAAGAGAUCUGUUUCACAUGACAUUCAUACUUUGAUUAUAUAUUUGAUAUAACAUUGGUCACAAUUAAUGAAGAUCGUGAUUUCACAGUAAGAUAUAAAAACCCAUAAUUUCACAUGUGAAUGAAAUCCUGUAAUUUCACUCUUUUGACACUUAACAACUAUAAGUGUUAUCAAGAUUUGUUUUUCUUUUCUUUGAAUGAUUCAAAGACAGCCAAACAUAUGCCACCUGUCAUGGAGGUUCCGUCUUUAGGAUGACUGCACUUGGACCCCAUUCCUAUCUAAGAAUAAAUAUAUAUUUUCUUAUGUGGUAUCAUUACUUUCAUUCACAUUCAUUUAAUUGUUUGUUAAAGCCUUGUAUACUGAUUUUACAAUUGUAUAUAAACUUGAUAAAGCAAGAGAACUGUAUUGUAUUUAUUAAUUAUGAUGGUAGAUAUUUGUGAGUGGGUUAAAUUUAUUCACAAGUUUUCUAGACCUGGGCCAAUUUAAUGUUUAACAUAUUUUUUAAACCACUUGUCUAUUGUGGAAACCAUAUGUUGUGGUUUUUUUUGUAACAUUUGGUUGCUGUCUCAUUUACAUAAAAUGUAUACCUCACAUCUCCUUUUAAUCAUUUAAGCUUUAUUUCCAAAAAGCGAAUGAGUAUGUCAUAUAUCUAUUGUGUUAUAUAUGGUUAACAUAUUAAUUACAACCUAGAUCCAGUAUGUAUCAUACACAUAAUUCCUUUAAAAAAUUUAAGACAGAAAAUAGAAAUAUGUUAAAGUAUGGAAAGUCAUUGCAUUUUCAUAAAAGAAAAUUAGAAAAAAGCAAGUUUCACUUACUGACCAGUAGCAGGUUACUAAUUCAAACGAACAAUGUAAAAGAAAUUGGGAGAUGGAAUACAGUAAUAUUUAGUACUGCUAAUUCAAAAUUUGUGUGUGCUCAUUUAUUAUUGUGAAUGUUGAACAAUGGAUGCAAAUGUAAGAUCGUAUAUUGGGAUUUCAUGAAAUGCUGCUUACACUUAAUGCUCUCAAAAUUUUAAAUGCAAAAUUUUAUUUUUGUGACUUCUAUCCUGUUACAACUUUCACAAUGAUAAAAACACAGAAGGUCUUAAGUGCCAUUUGAACAUUUUGCAAUAUAUUGAUUAUAUGUAUCAAGGAUUUAUAACUAACAUAAUAUACGUCCUUGUAUGUAUGAUUGUGUCAUGUUUAAUCAUUUAAUGAUUGGAAUUGUUCAAGUAAUAAACAAACCCACAUGGUGACACAAUUAUUGUUGGUUUUAAUUGUUUAAUCCAGAAGAUAGACAGAAUAAUGUAGAAUGGGAAUUACACAUUUUAUUUUUGUCAAGCUAUAGUUUGGUUUAUUUAACAUUUUUGCUUGGUUUUCUACACAGUUUAUUGAGUAAAAUAAUCUUGUAGAAUGAAAGUCAUUUUGUUUAAUGCAGUGUUAAAUAAUAAUAAUAUAAAGUAUGUACCUAUACAUAAAUAAAAAAUAUUGCUUUAUAAA